Messenger RNA from Rhopalosiphum maidis (corn leaf aphid), 2576 nucleotides. It is a transcript of the gene atms, whose product is annotated as RNA polymerase II-associated factor 1 homolog. Bases 475 to 2172 code for a protein of 565 amino acids. The record is from RefSeq and is a predicted model, not a curated record. Lineage: Eukaryota; Metazoa; Arthropoda; Insecta; Hemiptera; Aphididae. The transcript has 11 exons. Gene Ontology annotation, biological process: transcription elongation by RNA polymerase II. Gene Ontology annotation, molecular function: RNA polymerase II complex binding; chromatin binding. Gene Ontology annotation, cellular component: Cdc73/Paf1 complex.
AGUUUACCAUAGGGGAUCUAGAUAACCAUGGGGAUCUAGUAGGACGGGGAUCUAGGUGAUGCGUCACCGUAAACCGCACAUGUAAUAACAAUAAAUGUAAAUACUCUCUAUCGCGGUUUUAGUUUAUUUUCUCUUGCUCUUUAUUAUCUACGAUUGUACCACCACGAAUCAUGUUCUAGCGCCCGCCGACUAGUACUGAUUGUAGCGCGAACAUGAGUUUGCGGUGUACUCGGUGUAGCAUCAUCGUUUGGUUGAUUAGUUGAUUAUGAGCGUGUUCAACUCAAACAUAAUGUUACACUAAUAAUCACUAAUCACUAAUGUACCGUGUGCAGUCAUAGAGAACGCGUCGUGGAUUAUCGUCACAAUACUGAAUAAGUAUUGUAAUUCUGGACUGUAGUAUUCUCUCACUUACCGUACAAAUAGGUGGUUUUUAUUGGUGACUGAUAUAUAUAUAUAUAUAUAUAUAUUUCAAUAAUGGCUCCGACCGUUCAAAACAAUACAACUCAAGAAAAAAGGCCGAUACGAUCCGUGGAAAAAAGGUCCGAUUUAGUAUGUAAAGUGAAAUAUUGCAAUAUGCUUCCAGACAUCCCCUUUGAUUUAAAAUUUCUCUCGUAUCCAUUUGAUGCUACAAGAUAUAUACAAUAUAAUCCAACAUCUUUAGAGAGAUCAUAUAAAUUUGAAAUACUCGCAGAUCAUGAUUUAGGACUCAACAUUGAUUUGGUUAAUAAAGAUAAGUAUACAAUAGACUACAAUUUACAAAUGGAUAUUGCUGAUGAAAAACUUUUGGAAGAAGAUAUUUUAGCUCCACAAGAUUCUAAAAGAUCUAGACAUCACGCUAGAAGUGUAUCAUGGUUACGGCGUACUGAAUAUAUUUCUACGGAGCAAACCAGGUUUCAACCACAAACAAUUGAAAAAGUUGAGGCUAAAGUUGGGUUCAGUAUCAAAAAGAACUUUAAGGAGGAAACUCUUUACAUGGAUAGAGACAGUCAGAUGAAGGCAAUUGAAAAAACGUUUGAAGACAAUAAAAAACCAGUUGAAAAACAUUACAGCAAGCCAAAUGUCCAUGCUGUUGAAACAUUAAAUGUUUUUCCAGAUUUCAAAAAUUGGAGAUAUCCUUGUGCUCAAGUCAUCUUUGACUCUGAUCCAGCUCCAAUGGGUCGGCCUGUUCCAGCCCAAAUAGAAGAAAUGUCUCAAGCUAUGAUUAGAGGUGUAAUGGAUGAAAGUGGUGAACAGUUUGUAGCCUACUUUUUACCAUCUGAAGAAACGAUCAUUAAACGUCGUGAAGAUGCUGUUGAAUCACGUCCAUAUGAUGACGAUUAUGAAUACGAAUACAAAAUGGCCAGAGAAUACAACUGGAAUGUUAAAAGCAAGAGUAGUAAAGGAUACGAGGAAAAUUAUUUUCUUAUUGUACAACCAGAUGGAGUAUUUUAUAAUGAAUUGGAAACAAGAGUUCGUUUAAGCAAGAGACGACAAAAAAUCGGUACACAGAGUAGUAGUACUAAUACCAGAUUAAUAGUACGUCAUGUUCCAAUCAAUGAACAAGAAUUCAGUGUUCACAAAUUUAGAGAAAAACAGUUGCAGCCAUAUGAUGAAGAAGAAGAAGCUAAAGCUGAAGAAGCAGCUAAAAAAGCAAUGCAAGCUGCAAAAGAAAGUGCAAAGGAAAUUACAACUAAAAAUAAAGCAGAUAGUGAUGACGAUGAUGAUAAUGAUUCUAGAAAAGGUGAUUCUAAAAAAAAUGAUUUAGUUUCAGAUAGUGAUGUUUCUGAUGAUGAACCUACGACUAACCCUAAUCGUGCCAACAGUGAAACAGUUGAUAGUGACAAAGAAAAAAAUAAUAAACGUCAACGAUCUGCUAGUGAUGUAAAUUCUGACAGUGACACUAGUAUUAAGAAACCCAUUAGUCAUAAAGCUAGUUCUGGAAGUGAUGAAAGUGAUAAAUCUGAUGAAGAAGAUAAUGUCAAGAGAAAAGAAUCAUCUCAAAGUGGUGACAGUGAAGAAGAACGUAAAGUUAAACGCGUGUCUAGUGAAGCUAGAUCAGAUAGUGAUAAUAGUGAUGUCGAAAUGAGAAGUAAGAAAAGCUCAGAACGCGGGGCCAGUGAAGUCAAUUCAGAUUCUUCAAUGUCUGAUAAUAGUGACCAAGAAAGUAAUAGAGGUUCUGAUAGCGAUGAAUAAUGAUAAUUUAUAGGGUUUCAGUUUAAGACUUACUAGCAUUUAAUGUUAUAGAAUUAAUGAAAGAUGCUUAAUAUUUAUAUCAUCUCUCAAACUCUACAGUCUACAUCAUAUGAAACAUAUAUGUUGUAAAUUUAAAUAAAUUUGUAUAUAUAUAUAUACAUAAGUAUAUCAAAGUUAUUAUGAUAAUAUCAUAAGGACUGUUUCGGCAUGUCACUGGACUCUUAGAGCUGUAACUUCAAAUACUACAAUUUACAUGUUUUGAUCCUUUAUACAUUCUUAUGAUCAAAUAAAAACAAUUUAAUCAAGUUGAAUUAGUAUAACUGCAUGUCCCCUUAAUUUCAAUUUGUCAACCAAUAUACCCUUUUUUAUAGUUUAUAUACCUAGGUAUAUUACAUAUUACAUAU